AUGUCGAUCAUUCCACCUUCAGGUUCACUUGUUCGUUUCGAUAAUCCAACACUGAUAACAGCACAAAAUGAAAAAGAUCGUAAAGUACUCGGCGCUGGUAAACAACAGACAUCAUUAGAUCAACAAAUGAUGGAUAUUACUGGCGGUGGUGGUACUAGUUCACCACAACUAGGUAGAAAACAACAGGCUAUGAAAGAUUUGUCAUUAGAAGAAAUCCUUGAUAAAAUUCUUCCACCAAAGAUAACAAAAGAUCCAAAUAAUUCGGAUUUACUCUAUUGUCAACGUAUAUCGUCAACACCAGCAACACGUCUUGAUGUUAUUAAUUUACAAGAACAAUUAGAUAUGCGUUUGCAACAACGGCAAGCUCGUGAGACUGGUAUUUGCCCAGUACGACGUGAACUUUUUUCACAAUGUUUCGAUGAGCUUAUUCGACAAGUGGCUAUCAAUUGUGCUGAACGAGGUCUUCUUCUUCUUCGUGUACGUGAUGAAUUGCAGAUGACUUUACGUGCAUAUCAAACACUCUAUGAAAGUAGUGUCGCGUUUGGUAUGCGUAAAGCAUUAAUGGCUGAACAAGGCAAAUCUGAAUUAGAACGAAAAUUAGUACAACUAGAAGAAGAUAAACGUGAUCUUGAACGACAAUUGAAAGAAACAAAAUCAAAUGCAGAAGCCGCGGAAAAGAAAUUAAACGAACAACGACAAGUUGAAGAGAAAAAACAUAUGGAAGAAAUAAAUUUUUUGAAAAAAACAAAUCAACAACUCAAGGCUCAAUUGGAAGGUUUAAUUGCACCAAAAAAAUAA
Rotaria socialis is the source of this 798-nucleotide messenger RNA. NCBI's taxonomy places the organism in Eukaryota, Metazoa, Rotifera, Eurotatoria, Philodinida, Philodinidae. The record is from the annotation of a GenBank genome assembly.